CGCGCGUACAAUUCCAUACCGUGCGUUAUUCUCAACGUGUUGACGAAGUGACGGAGCGAUCGUGAACUUUUCCGACCUAUCGACGCUCGUUUACGGUGUAUUUUAAAGGAUUCUUAGUGUUGGACGAAAGAAGAUACUAUAUCCGGGAAGAUCGUGGAAUUUCUUCCGAAGAUUCUGUGAAUUUUUCCAAAGAGGAUAAUUGCUCGAGUGCGCGAAUUGUGUUUUAAACAUCGUAUCAAGCAAGUUGCAGAAGACAUAGAAAACGAAGGUGAAGUUUCUGUUUGUCGCCGUACGAAUCAGAUUAUCGCGUACAGUGAAAUAUCAGUGAUAUUGACACAUGUAACUCGAUGAUAAUCGCAAUCGUAUGUAGGAUAUAAAGGAUCGUGAGUAAUCGAAAUAACCGUGUGUUGACGAACGGUGUCAAGCAUUUUCGUCACCGAGGAGAAGAUUCGGGAACCGUCGCAUUACCAACAGCAGCCGUGGUACCGCGGUUUUCAUGAUUCUCGUUUGACAAGCAGACAGCAACCCGCCACUCCGGCACCGGUCAGCUCUAUGACCAUGCUCCAGUCGCAGAAGCUGUACGGCGAUGCUGGUAGCCUCGGCGGCGCGAUGACCAGCGCCGCGAUGUCCACGAUGGGCAGCAUGGCGCCGACGUACAGCUCGAUCAACUCGGUAGGAUGUAUGCCUAUGGGUAUGUCAAUGGGAGUCGGUGUCGGACCGAGUUGCAGUCCUCAGGGCGCCGGCGGUUUCAACAUGAGCACCAUGAGUUCGGCAAUGGGGAUGGCAUCGAUGGGCGGUGGUGCUAUGGGUGGUUACGGGGGUGCCUCGAUGGGAGGCGGUGGCGCGUGUAUGAGCGCCGUCGGCUAUGGUCCUCUAACGCCAGGCGGCGGCGCCGGUGUUACCAGGGAUCCUCUUUCCCUUACCGAGCCGGAUUCGCCUAAUUCCGCUUUGCAACGCGCCAGAACCGACAAGUCUUACCGCAGAAGUUACACGCACGCGAAACCGCCCUAUUCCUACAUCAGCCUGAUCACAAUGGCUAUCCAGAACGCGCCCAGCAAGAUGCUUACGUUGUCGGAGAUCUAUCAGUUCAUCAUGGACCUGUUCCCCUUCUACAGACAAAAUCAGCAACGCUGGCAGAAUUCCAUCAGGCAUUCGCUCAGCUUCAACGAUUGUUUCGUGAAAGUGGCGCGAACUCCGGACAAGCCUGGCAAGGGCUCCUUUUGGACCUUGCAUCCAGAGAGUGGGAACAUGUUUGAGAAUGGAUGUUAUCUACGUCGACAGAAGAGGUUCAAAGACGAGAAGAAAGAAUUAACCAGACAGAACAACAAGCAUCAACAGCAUCAUACCGGAGCCGCAGCAGCCGCAGCCGCGGCAGCCGCCGCAGCCGCAGCCGCCGCCGGACACAAUAGUCCUACCUCCCACGAGUUGGCUCACGCGGCUAAAAAGACAACGUCUUCUCUCCACCACGGACCCCAGCAACAGGACGACAAGGAUCUUCAUUCCCUGGUGUCGUCGCACCAUCAUCACCACGCAGCCAGUCUCCAUCAACACCACGCCUCGUUGAAAAGCGAUACAACGGACAUAGGCGGCCUCCUAGGACCCGAACUAGGCACUGCUCACGACGAAUUGACCGCCAUGGUCAGUCGAAGUCUUCAUCCUCACUUGAUCUCCGAACCUACGGCUCUGCAUCAUGGAAUGACCGGUAGUUUGAAACAAGAGCCACCGUACACCGCUGCCAGUCAUCCUUUUAGCAUCACCAGGCUACUGCCGGGCGCGACGGCGGGCACAUCGCCAGGCGCGCAAGACAUCAAGCCACCGGAGAUGAAAAUGUACGAGCAGCUGCAUCAGAGCUACGCCAACUUCGGCUCGCCUCAUCAUCCUCACGCUCACUCCGCGCCACCAAGUCACCAUCAUCACAAUGGCAUGCACACGGGCUCGAACGCGGCUGGUCCAAUGCACAACAUGACCAAUCACCAUCACCAGGAGUAUUACCAGAGUCCGCUGUACCAUCACGCGACCAGCGUGGCUAGUAGCAGCGCGCCCCCGCCGUCCUCCGUCGCCACCGCGGCUCCAGGCUUGUGACACCACGCUACCCACCCCUACGCCCUGGCCUGAGUCGCUGCAGCCGGCAGCCGCGGCAUACGCCGCCACCGCAGCCGCGAGCAAUCCCUCGACCACGGCGAACAUCGUUCUCCCUGUCCUCGAUCAGGAUCACCAAGCCCAUCAUCAUCAACCACCCUCCUCUUCCACCGCCUUGUCGUCCUCGUCAUCGUCUUCUUCGUCCUCGUCGUCGGC
Messenger RNA from Bombus impatiens (common eastern bumble bee), 2295 nucleotides. RefSeq names its product silk gland factor 1. The record is from RefSeq and is a predicted model, not a curated record. Lineage: Eukaryota; Metazoa; Arthropoda; Insecta; Hymenoptera; Apidae. Gene Ontology annotation, molecular function: protein domain specific binding; DNA-binding transcription factor activity, RNA polymerase II-specific; RNA polymerase II cis-regulatory region sequence-specific DNA binding. Gene Ontology annotation, biological process: anatomical structure morphogenesis; cell differentiation; regulation of transcription by RNA polymerase II.